Molecule: messenger RNA, 656 nt
Organism: Aspergillus caelatus
Lineage: Eukaryota; Fungi; Ascomycota; Eurotiomycetes; Eurotiales; Aspergillaceae
Exons: 1
Coding region: 48-488 (146 amino acids)
Source: RefSeq, a predicted model, not a curated record
UUUUAAGUCUCCUCCUUUGCAGUCCCCUGCUUUUCUCAUCGAACAAGAUGCGCGUCUCCUCACUUUGCCUUAUCCUGAGUGCCGCACUCACAACCAGCGCCCAAAUCCAAAAACCAAUCUUGGAAAGCCAGAGUGAUGUAGACACAAAGAGUUUCCUUCUCAAGGAUAUUUACCUUUCGAUCGACCCUGUUACCAAGCGCACCCGGUGCUGCCCUAUCGGUUCAAGGUACGAUGGCACACAAUGUGCCCUAUACGACUGCCCAAUAGGCAAAGUCCCUAACAAUAGGGGCGGGUGCGACUAUGCAAGCCCCUGCAAGCCGGGAGAAUUUCCGGAUGAAAAUGGCAAUUGCAAGGCUCCUCCGGAUUGCUCCCACUUUGGUGGUGGCUACUGGCGCAACCCAUCCACGGGAGACUGUGAGCCGGUUCCCUAUAUCCCUGGCGAGCAACUUUGCAUUCUACCCUGCCCACCUGCAAAUGGUUUGCCAUAAAACCCUAUUCGGGAGCCUUAGCACUGAGCCUAGGAAGACCAGAAGGUCUCUGUUAAACUUGUGCUUCAAUGCCGCCCAUGAACGGAUUUUCUCAACAUCAUCUUUUCUGUUUCAUACUGUUUUGGGUCGAUGGAUUCACAGCGCUUUUUCAGAACAUGCUGGUGAUUG